AUUAGGUUUGUCACAAAUCAACAUCAUUUGAAUAUAUUGUUUCAUAAGAGACAAAGUAACCUAUUUCUAGUAGCAAUGGCUUUCAAGUCAUUAGUAUUAACCAUUGCCAUAAUGGCUGUGCUAUCUUCAACGAGCCAUGCAUUUGAUCCUAGCCCUCUUCAGGAUUUCUGUGUUGCUCUUGAUGACUCCAAGAAUGCUGUUUUUGUGAAUGGAAAAUUUUGCAAGGAUCCAAAUCUUGUUGUGGCGGAGGAUUUCUUUAAAGCAGGUCUUAACAUGCCUGGAAAUACUUCAAACCCACUUGGAUCUGCUGUAACUGCUGUGAACGUCCUUAACUUACCUGGAUUGAACACUCUAGGCAUUUCUUUAGCUCGUAUUGACUAUGCACCAUAUGGUCUCAACCCGCCACACACUCAUCCUAGAGGAACUGAGAUUCUUCUUGUCCUUGAGGGCACACUCUAUGUUGGUUUUGUCCUUUCAAAUCCGGGUCCAAAUAUGAAGAACAAACUCUUUACCAAGAUUCUACAUCCUGGAGAUGUGUUCAUUUUUCCAAUAGGUCUCAUUCAUUUUCAAUUUAACGUGGGAAAGACUCAGGCUGUUGCAUUUGCUGGAUUGAGUAGUCAAAAUUCAGGAGACAUCACUAUUGCAAAUGCAGUAUUUGGCUCAGACCCACCGAUCAAUGACGAUGUUCUCGCCAAAGCAUUCCAAGUUGACAAGAAAAUUGUGGAUUACCUCCGAUUACAAUUCUCGUGGGAUAACAACUAAAACGUUAUUUUAAAAAAAGAUAUAUGAUCUAAAGAUAAUUAUGGUUUUGUGGACUGCUUGUGUCACAAAAUUAUUAAAUAAGUAUUGAUCAUGUCGACUGGUUUAAUUUCCUCUCCAUUUUAUUGUGAUGUAUUGGAUGAGGAUAUAUGUUAUGUGGUUUGUUAUGGAAUAAAAAUAAGUUACUUGUUUGUGAUA
This is a messenger RNA of Solanum dulcamara, 957 nucleotides long. RefSeq names its product germin-like protein subfamily 1 member 13. Gene Ontology annotation, cellular component: cell wall. The transcript is spliced from 2 exons. The coding region runs from base 76 to 762 and encodes 228 amino acids. The record is from RefSeq and is a predicted model, not a curated record. NCBI's taxonomy places the organism in Eukaryota, Viridiplantae, Streptophyta, Magnoliopsida, Solanales, Solanaceae. Gene Ontology annotation, molecular function: manganese ion binding.